Messenger RNA from Hyphopichia burtonii NRRL Y-1933, 1919 nucleotides. Its product is annotated as MFS general substrate transporter. The transcript has a single exon. The record is from RefSeq and is a predicted model, not a curated record. Bases 42 to 1802 code for a protein of 586 amino acids. Gene Ontology annotation, cellular component: membrane. Gene Ontology annotation, molecular function: transmembrane transporter activity. Gene Ontology annotation, biological process: transmembrane transport. Lineage: Eukaryota; Fungi; Ascomycota; Pichiomycetes; Serinales; Debaryomycetaceae.
GAAAACUUCGUUGCUACUGUUAGUUGGUCAUAUACUUUAAUAUGGAUUCAGAUAACGAGGCAGCCCCUUUGAUUCCGCAUAACCCAAGGGUGCUGGCAUCAAACCCCGAUAACGAUGUCUUAUUAGAAACUGCAAUCAACGAUGCUCUCCAGUCGUUUCAGGACCCAGAGCUGGGAGAAGAAGAAGAUGAGGAUGUUAUUUGGCUCAGAGAACAACGGGAGUUGAAUAAAAGUUUGCACUGGGCGAAAAGACCAUCAGCUUUGCAGAUUGGAGGAAUUUUAUUUUUUGCAGGACUCAUUUCUAAUUUCCUUCAGCCAAGUUUAGAGAGUAUCUAUAAUAAACUAGCUUGCAAUUCGUUAAUUGAAGAAGGACGUGAUGGUACCUGUGAUCCUGCAGAGGUGCAAGUAUUUCUUUCAAGUUUUAAUUCAAUAGUAUUAAUUUUAUCACUGAUUGUUUCAAUUAUAACUGCUACUCAAUACGGUAGAUUAUCUGAUAUAUACGGGCGUAAACCAUUUAUAAUAUUUGCUUUUGUCACUAUAUCAUUAUCGACUUUAUUGAGUUUCUACCUUAUCAGUCAUUAUUCAACAUUUAAAUUUGGUUGGUUGGUUUUUUCAAAUGUUAUAGCCACCAUUGGUGGUAGUAUUCCUACGUUAUUGGCAAUUUGUAAAGCUUAUAUUAGUGAUGUUUCUGAACCUCAUGAAUUGGUUUAUAGUUUUGGGUUGAUUGUAAGUGCUACUUCGCUUGGAUUCUCCAUUGCUCCUCUUAUAACUAGUUUAAUUUUCAGAAUUCAUGAUUACUUUCCGAAUCCAGGAUCCUCAUCUACUUUACAGCAAAUUGAUAAUUUUGAAUUUAUUCCAAUUAAAAUCGGUGCUAUUUUAAUGUUAUUACUCACUCUAUAUACAAUUAUCCUACUCCCUGAAUCAAGAGGAACCAAGGCCAAAGCCAAGUCAAGAAGCUUACUGAUUUCAAAUUCCCCAGAAAGUCAAUCAUUACUUUCGCAUUUGAAAUUUUGGCAUUAUUUGAAAAUAAUGGUUUUACCUUCUGAUUCGGUCAAAUCUUCUAUCCCCCAGAAAUCUUUAACAAAGGCGAGGUUUUUAUUUCUUUCUAUCAAUUUUAUAAAUACAAUUAAUCUGAGUAUCCAUAUGGGACUUGCUACCUUGCUUGAUCAAUACGGUAUCUUCAAGUUUAAUUGGACUACUCCAGAUAUCGCUGGUGUAAGUUUUUUGACUUCAAUUGCAAGGAUUAUCGUUUUAGCAGUUAUAAGUCCUUUCCUCUAUAAUUUUUUAUUCCUUAAAGUAUUCAAAUUGAAAACAAAAGAUGAUAAACUAGAUAAAGUUGAUUUCAAUAUGAUUUUCAUUGCUUUGUUUUUCCAAAUCAUUGGUCUUUUCUUCCUUCCUUUUGCCUCCUCUAGCUCUCAAAUGGUCUUUUGGUAUACUUUGUCUCUGAUUUGUUAUAUUUUGGAUCCUACUCUCAGCUCGACAAGCUUGAAAUAUCUCUCUGAACAAAAAGCUGGUGAGUACUUUGGUGGAGUGUCGACUUUUGGUAACAUCGGUACCUUGAUUAUCCCUCCGGUUGUUUUCGUGGUUUAUUCCUUCGGGGUUCGUUGCAACUUUGCCGGAAUUGUGUUUUGGCUUUGCUCGUUGUUUUCCAUCUUAGCCUUGAUCGUGGUCAGUAUCGGUGAAUUCAUGAUCAAAGACCAAGAAUAUGGCACAGUUGAAAUCAAUCCACUUGAAAAUCACCAUUCUGAGUCCGAAGCAGACAAUCGAAAAAUUGCUGCAAAUGUCUUAGUCUCAGCUGCCUGAGCCUGCCACGUUCAUUUCUCUUUCUCCCCUGUUUUACUACACUUUUACUACAUUUAGUGCUUCACUUCUAUAUGUCUAUAUACAUAGUUAUGCUUUAAUUAUACACUAAUCUAUUAA